AUGAGAAUCACAUUUUUCUUUGCUGUAUUGCUCUUACUGGAUUUCUUCAGUUGCAUUCAUGCUUAUCUGCAAUAUCCCUUGCCUGACAUAGAAGAUGCAAAGUUCAUUGCAGAUUGUGUGAGAGCUCACAACGCAUUUCGAUCCAAAGUGAAUCCACCAGCCAGCAAUAUGUUUCGCAUGUCCUGGGAUGCUGCUUUAGCUAAGAGUGCCAAAGCAUGGGCAAAGAAGUGCAAGUUUAAGCACAAUACCUACCUUAAAAUGCCAGGAAAAAUGCACCCCACCUUUCACUUUGUUGGAGAGAACAUCUGGACUGGCACAGCCCGCAUCUUCUCUGUGGAGGCAGCUCUCAGGUCCUGGUUUAAUGAAGUCAGCAGCUAUGAUUUCAGCACCAACAUAUGUACUAACAUGUGUGGUCACUACACUCAGGUGGUCUGGGCAGAGAGUUACAAAGUUGGCUGUGCAGUUCACUUCUGCAGUACAGUUGAAAAUUUUCCAGGACUGUUCGAAGCAGCACAUUUUGUUUGUGACUAUGGGCCAGCGGGGAAUUACCCAAGAAAACCAUAUAAAGAAGGACAACCAUGCAGUAGAUGCAGUAACGAGAAGUGUGUAGACAGGCUCUGUGAAAAUACAGAACGUGAGAAGCUGAUAAGUUAUGCCAACUGGUAUCCAGACUGGGAUAUACAGCCCCAGCCACCGCAGCCCCGUCCCCCCAGGCCUCCCGUGCCACCACACGUCCCACCUGCUGAGCAUCCACGACCCUCUUGUGACCAAUACUGUCUUAGUGUUUUAAUUUUAAGGCCACUGUUUCUUGUAUUGAGUUUUGGUGCUGUACUUCUAGUACAACAGCAAUUUCCACACACUUUUUUUUAUGAGUAAUGGUCAAUUAAGAGACUGAUUGUGAUCCUACUGCUGUAUUACUCUCACACAUUGAGCACAUGUUUAAAAAAAAAAAAACAUUUUAUCAUCUUUCAUUAUCCCUGCAAUCCAGCAUGGGAAAGGCUGCUUCUUUACUCAAGGCAAGAUAAAAAUGGCUGUGCAUAGAGGUAAUACAAUUUAUUGGCAGUAGCUGCAACAUGCUCCUAUGUAUGAGGCUCUUAGCUCUAGGGGUAGUUGCUAGAGGGACCACAGAGACUAGAUAUUCCUCCAUGUGCUAACAAUCCUCCUGGAAGCCUGGGGCAUCACAAAGACAUGUCUGAAGUGGCACACUGUAUCCAAAAGAAGCAAUAAUUCAUCUUCAUUAACCUUCAGUUAUCCCAGACACAAUUUCCCCCAAGUAAUGGAGAUUUAACUGUAUAUAUUACUUUUUAUUAACAAGAGUAAAGCUUGGCCUUUGCUUUA
Molecule: messenger RNA, 1338 nt
Organism: Agelaius phoeniceus (red-winged blackbird)
Lineage: Eukaryota; Metazoa; Chordata; Aves; Passeriformes; Icteridae
Product: glioma pathogenesis-related protein 1-like
Cellular component (GO): extracellular region
Source: RefSeq, a predicted model, not a curated record